UUCAUGUGUAAUAUACUUCAUAAUAUAUACACGCACGCAAAAUACAUAAGCAUCGACACAUAUGAAGAAAUACAUAUAUCAACAUGGCUGACCUAGAUUUCAUAAAACCCAAAAUUACGACUUUUUUUAAGCAUCAAAUUAUCUCGUACCAAUAACUCCCAACUUUUUAUUCCACCACGUAAUAAGUCAAUUUACCUUAUUAACCAGGUGUUAAAGCUCACCGAAGAAGAUUUAUGCCAAAGUAACAUUAAAUGAUCAAGGUCACCUAGUUUCUAUGUCAAGAGCCCACGCAAAAAAAAAAAAAAAAAAAAAAAAAAAAAAAAAAAGUCAGAUUUAUUUAAAAGGAAGAGAUUAAAACUUGGCUGCCACACUAUCGUCAUUUACUUCCCCAAGAGAAGUGUCGUGUUACGGUUGACAGAACCUGAACCACUACGAGAGAUGGGGUGCCCUCACGUCGUUGUAACUGCCUCGUUACUAUUACUCUCCGUGACUGCUGUUAGUGCUUCGCGAAACAAGCAGGCCGUUGUCGAGUACGAUAACGGAAAUAUUGGUCAGUACAAUGAGACCGUUAUUCUCAGAGGCAAGGUAGUUCAGCGCAACAACCAUUUUUCGAAAUGUUUAGAGGAUUUUAAGAAAAAGAGGUCAGCAGUAAUUUACAACAGUGCCAACAACACGUGCAUUAUCUUGCCAACGCUUGUCACGCUGAAACACGAGCGGGAGGUAGUGAAGACUGGCCUCGAUCCGGGACCUUACCGUAGAGUCAGUCUCCAAGCCGACAGUUACGCCAAAAAAACGAGGAAUUUGAAAAAGCGACUGGGUAAAAAUAUAAUGAAAUUCUGCAAAGGAAAGAAAUUACUUCUGACUCAUUUUGAGGAAGUUAAAAAAAAUGUUGAAGAGACCAACGUCGACGAGGACACCAUUAUUAGCAAAGAAAAUCCCCGAGGUUCUCUCCCCCCGAAGCCAAGGAUUCUCUUCGGCAUCAUUUUGAGUGGGUCUGUGACAGGCACACUGACCGUCACUUCGAACAUUGACAUUGACAUCAGUAUUGGCUCGUCAUCUGGGUCUACCGGAACCUCAACCACUAAUACCAAUACAAAUACUAAUACCAAUAACAACAAUAAUAAUAACAAUAACAAUAAUGGUGGUAGCAGUAGUAGUAGUUCUUCUGGGAAUAACAAUAACAAUUAUAAUAAUAACAAUAAUAACAAUAAUAACAACAACAAUAACAACAAUAAUAACAAUAACAAUAACAAUGGUUAACUUUAAAAAGAAAGAAAUUCUGCAAUUUUCUAAUCAAGAAAGUAUUGAUGAGAUUAGACAUUGCUUUGAAAUCCAAAAAUUAAUUGAUAUGUGUAUUUUUAUUACCACCUUUAUGAAUGUAUAAUUACUAACCAUCUUAUUUAAAUUGGAUGCUUACACUCAGACCUGUAAGAAUUAUGAUGAUGUAAUAUUAUACAUAUUAAUUGGAUGAAUGGAUUAUUAAA
Molecule: messenger RNA, 1484 nt
Organism: Penaeus indicus
Lineage: Eukaryota; Metazoa; Arthropoda; Malacostraca; Decapoda; Penaeidae
Exons: 6
Coding region: 439-1260 (273 amino acids)
Source: RefSeq, a predicted model, not a curated record